Messenger RNA from Lates calcarifer (barramundi perch), 1741 nucleotides. It is a transcript of the gene tmem167b, whose product is annotated as transmembrane protein 167B. The record is from RefSeq and is a predicted model, not a curated record. The transcript is spliced from 3 exons. The coding region runs from base 137 to 361 and encodes 74 amino acids. Lineage: Eukaryota; Metazoa; Chordata; Actinopteri; Centropomidae.
AUUUAGUGAAACCGGAAAUGUCAACCCAGUGACUGCGAAGUAGACUGCUUCAUAUCUCCACUUUAUAAUACAUGAUGGAUUGCUAAUUUAUAGGAAGAAACAGUCAUAUAACAUCGUCAAAGAGCAAACUGCGAAUAUGACAAAUGUGUACUCUUUCGACGGCAUCCUGGUGUUUGGGCUGCUGUUCAUCUGCACUUGUGCAUACCUCAAAAAGGUGCCUCGCCUCAACAGCUGGUUACUGUCAGAAAAGAAAGGAGUGUGGGGCGUCUUCUACAAAGCUGCAGUAAUUGGGACGCGGCUUCACAUUGCUGUGGCAAUUUCCUGUCUGGCCAUGGCUUUCUACGUUGUCUUCUUGAAAUGAUAAGAGUCGGACCGGAUUGGAAAGGACUGGACAGGAUGGGGACAGACUCACCUCAGUGGUCACCUGCUAAUCCUUGUUGCCGGACACUUCUGGGAUUAAGUGACCGAUGAGACCCCAUUGCCCUGUGGACCCAUGUGAAAAAUAGCCAGUGGUGCCCUCUUCUGGUGACUGGGUACAUAACUCCUCCCUUAAUAAUAUGUGUGCACUACAGACAUUAAAGGCAUCCUGAAUCUACUCCACAGUUAUUACAGAGGAGAGAGCCUAUUUGGUCACAUGGUGUCAUGCUGUUGUCGGGUAACGCUGUUUGUUGUCUCCAUCCACACCACAUAAUUAUUUAUAUAUGAAGGAUGCAGGAUCAAAUGACAGUGUGUGCGUUCUACCUUAUACCUGUGCACAACCUAAAAUUAACCUAGCUGUAUAUAUUUGGAAAAACAUAUGACCAGUAGAGAUUCAUCAGAGGUUAUGUCUGAUCAAACUGAAAAUGAUGAUUCUGCUUGCUUCCAGCUAUGCCAUUUUUUCUUUAUCACUUCUUCUGUCAAGGGUGGAGGGGAAGAUAAACAAAGUUAAUAUAUAAAGAUGUUCUUGUAUACACUAUAUUUGACUUUUUGGAUCUCUUAUCUUUUCCUAACUGUGCUGUUUGGCAUCUCCUGCUUCUUUUUUAGGUUUGAAUUACACAUUUUACACUGGUGUAUGUUGUUUUGACUGUCAUAAAUAGUUGGACUUUAAGUCACUUAGGAGUCAAAGUUCUGUCACAAUGGUAGACUGUUGCAGACAGCAGGCAUAUCUCAACAUGUUGUAAAAAAUUGGAUGGCUAUAUCAGACUUGCCUGAAGAUUUAAAUGCAAUGCCAAAUAGAGAUGGUGCUUCUCAUGCCAUCUUAACUGCAUACUGUUACUCUGUUUAAUUCUGCCACCUUAUUUUUUAUUACUAAUAGAGGAAAAUGUUUUGGGAGGGGAUACAAUGCAAUUUUCAGUAAAACCUUGAUCAGACAAUUUCUGUGUUUGUUGUCUUCAUAAAACAAAUGUUACUUUUCAAGUGACGCACAGUGCCUAUAUGAUGCAUUCACCUUAGUCCCUUUCCACCCUCAAUCACAGUGGAUGUAAUUCCUUUCUUUUGGUACUAAUCAACAAAACACACAAAACAUCCUCCAAGUCAAUUCAAAUGAAGUACAGAUCAAAAGUAAUUGUCUUGAGUCUGUCGUACAUGGAUAGAUGUAUGUCAAGUCACAUUAGAGCUGAAUGAACAGCAGGUUUCAAGUCUGCCACCAACCAGUGGUCAUUCCUGGACAUUAAUGUAGUUCUUUUUACAGUCAUCCAUGUGCAGCUUUGACUUCAUGUUUGGCAUUGUCCUGAUGUAAAAUAAAUAAUCUCUCAUCAUCUCA